Elephantulus edwardii (Cape elephant shrew) is the source of this 2796-nucleotide messenger RNA. RefSeq names its product xeroderma pigmentosum, complementation group C (gene XPC). Gene Ontology annotation, biological process: nucleotide-excision repair; mismatch repair. Gene Ontology annotation, molecular function: damaged DNA binding; single-stranded DNA binding. Gene Ontology annotation, cellular component: cytoplasm; XPC complex; nucleus. The record is from RefSeq and is a predicted model, not a curated record. The transcript is spliced from 16 exons. Bases 1 to 2796 code for a protein of 931 amino acids. Lineage: Eukaryota; Metazoa; Chordata; Mammalia; Macroscelidea; Macroscelididae.
AUGGGUCGGAAACGUGCGGCCGGCGGGGCGCGAGGGCGACGCGAACAGCACGCACGGAAAGCCAAAGACCAGCAGCCGGAGCGGCUUGAGAAGGAGGAUGCGGAUGUUUUUGAGGAUGAGAAACCCCCAAAGAAGGCGCUUCCCAAAGCUUCCCAAAGAAAGAAGAGAGGCCGAAGUGAUCCUGGAGAACCCGCUGAUGAUGGACCAGCAAAGAAAAAAGUGGCCAAGUCAACUUUUAAAUCCAAACACCUCAAAGUUAUAAAGAAUGAAGCCCUCAGUGAUGGGGAGGAUUUCAGGAAUUUCCCAGGUGCCCUCAAAAAGGCACAGCAUCUGAAGAGAGAGGCUACUGUUGACAAAGAGAGCAGUGAGGGAGAAGGAGAUGAGAGUGAAGAUGAUUGGGAAGAGGUGGAAGAGCUUAGUGAACCUGUGCCAGGUGACAUGGGAGAAAAUGCAAUCUUCUCUAAAUCUGUUCUGCCUGUGAAUCCUGUGGAGAUAGAGAUUGAAACCCCGGAGCAGGCUAAAACCAGAGAAAGAAGUGAAAAGAUAAGAAUGGAGUUUGAGACAUAUCUUCAGAGGAUGAUCAAACGCUUCAGUAAAGAAGUUCAUGAGGAUACGCACAAGGUUCACCUUCUUUGCUUACUAGCAAAUGGCUUCUACCGAAAUCGCAUCUGCAGCCAGCCAGAUCUGCGUGCUAUUGGCCUCUCCAUCAUCCCAAGUCACUUUACCAAAGUGCCACUUAAAAACAUGAAUGUUCGCUUCCUCUCAAACCUGGUGAAAUGGUUCAUCGGAACAUUUACAGUUAAUGCAGAGCUUUCAACCAAUGAGCAAGAUAGUCUGCAGACUACACUGGAAAAGAGAUUUGCUAUUUACUCUGCACGAGAUGAUGAAGAAUUGGUCCAUAUAUUUUUACUGGUUCUCCGAGCCUUGCAUCUACUCACCCGACUGGUGUUGUCUCUACAACCAAUUCCUCUGAAGUUACCAGCAGCAAAGACAAAGAAACCUUCCAAGGAGAGAUCCACCGAGGGUCCUGGAUGCUCUUCCAAGACUCCCAGCCGUGUUCCUAAAAACCAAACCAAACCAAAGGCCAGCCAAGGAAUUAAACAAGAAGAAACCACUUCUCAGGACACUGGCAGUCCAGGUGCCACAGGAAAGAAGGGCAAGGCAGCUACAGGUAGUAAGAAACAGAGAAAGGGAUGGGAGCAGGAGGAGACGCAGCAGUGGCGGCGUGGCCGGCGGCGGCGUGUGGUGUCACGGGUAUCUUACAAAGAGGAGAGUGGCAGUGAUACGGCCAGCAGUAGCUCUGACUUUGAAAUCUCUGAUGGGGAAGCUCAGUCUCUAUCUGAUGAAGAUUCUGACACUGGCCUUCUGAAACAGAAACGGCCUUCAGCUCCUCGGAGGACAAAGCCCACAUCCAAGAGGAACUCUCAGACCAAGCGUGGAAGCAGCCCUGAUCCCCCAGACGAUCCUGCAGCAUCCUCAAGCUCUGCAAGCAACAAAAGAGGCAAGAAAAUUCCCAGUGAUGUUGAAGAGAUAGAAAGAGGGAAAGCAACUGCAGCUGGUGUUGACCAGUGGCUAGAGGUCUUCUGUGAGCAGGAGGAGAAGUGGGUGUGUGUGGACUGUGUGCACGGGGUGGUGGGCCAGCCUCUGACCUGCUACAGAUACGCCACCAAGCCCAUGACCUACGUGGUGGGCAUUGACAAUGAUGGCUGGGUGCGGGAUGUCACACAGAGGUAUGACCCAGCCUGGAUGACAGCUACCCGAAAAUGUCGGGUUGAUGCCAAGUGGUGGGCUGAAACCUUAAGACCAUACCAGAGCCCGUUUGUGGAUAGAGAAAACAAAGAGGAACUAGAGUUUCAGGCAAAACACCUGGACCAGCCUUUGCCCACUGCUGUUGGCACAUACAAGAACCACCCUCUGUACGCCUUGAAGAGGCAUCUGCUCAAAUAUGAGGCCAUCUACCCUGAAACUGCUGCCGUUCUCGGGUACUGCCGUGGAGAAGCUGUCUACUCGAGGGACUGUGUGCACACACUGCACUCCAAGGACACGUGGCUGAAACAAGCAAGAGUGGUGAGGCUGGGAGAAGUGCCCUACAAGAUGGUAAAAGGCUUUUCUAAUCGGGCCAGGAAAGCUCGUCUGGCUGAGCCCCAGCUGCAGGACCAUAAUGACCUGGCCCUGUUUGGUCACUGGCAGACAGAGGAGUACCAGCCCCCAGUGGCUGUGGAUGGGAAGGUGCCCCGGAACGAGUUUGGAAAUGUUUACCUCUUCCUCCCCAGCAUGAUGCCCAUCGGCUGUGUCCAGCUCAACUUACCCAACUUACAGCGAGUGGCACGCAAGCUAAAUAUUGACUGCGUGCAGGCCGUCACUGGCUUCGACUUCCACGGAGGCUAUUCCCACCCUGUAACUGAUGGCUACAUCAUCUGUGAGGAAUACAAAGAUGUGCUCCUGGACGCAUGGGAAAAGGAGCAGACACUCAUCGAAAAGAAGGAGAAAGAGAAAAAGGAGAAACGGGCUCUAGGAAACUGGAAGCUGCUGACCAAAGGAUUGCUUAUCAGAGAGAAGCUGAAGCUUCGCUAUGGCUCCAAGAGUGAGGUGGCAGCUCCCCACACAGGUGCAGGAGGCGGGCUUUCUUCUGAUGAAGAGGAGGGCACCAGCUCCCAAGCAGAAGCAGCCAAGAUUUUGGCUGCCUCCUGGCCCCAGAACCGAGAAGCUGAAGACCAGAAGCAGAAGGGCCCUAAAAAAACCAAGAGGGAAAAGAAAGCAGCAGAUUCCCAUCUGUUCCCGUUUGAGAAGCUGUAA